CUCUCUCUCUCUCUCUCUCUCUCUCUCGUGUUGUCUGGUCUGAAUCGUCAAAGAGAGAUCAGCGAUAGGAGAAAUAGGGUUUCUACGAGAUGGAUUUGAUGGAAAAGAAUUUGGAGUUAGUGGAGGUCCAGAAACUUGAAGGUCACUCCGAUCGGGUUUGGAACCUCGCUUGGAGCCCCGUCUCCGUUUCCGGCGACGGAGUGUCACCGGUUCUUGCUUCCUGCAGUGGCGACAAGACCGUACGAAUCUGGGAACAGAGCUCCAUGACUCGCUCAUGGACGUGCAAGGCAGUUUUGGAAGACACACACAAUAGGACUGUGAGGUCGUGUGCUUGGUCGCCCUCCGGGAAGCUAUUGGCGACCGCAAGUUUUGAUGGCACAACUGCCAUUUGGGAGAACUUUGGAUCCGAGUUCGAGUGUGUCUCCACUUUGGAGGGACAUGAAAAUGAAGUUAAAAGUGUAUCAUGGAAUGCAUCUGGUUCGCUGCUUGCAACGUGUAGCCGAGACAAGUCUAUUUGGAUUUGGGAAUUACUGCCAGGGAAUGAAUUCGAUUGUGUUGCGGUGUUAAAUGGGCACACACAAGAUGUUAAAAUGGUUCAGUGGCAUCCCACCAUGGAUAUUUUGUUUUCUUGCGGUUAUGAUAAUACAGUCAAGGUUUGGUGGUCUGAGGAUGAUGAUGGUGAUUAUCAGUGUGUUCAAACCUUAGGUGAACCUAACAAUGGCCAUUCUUCUACGGUAUGGGCGAUCUCCUUUAAUGCUGCAGGGGACAAGAUGGUCACUUGUAGUGAUGAUCUGACCUUGAAGAUAUGGGGGACAGAUAUAUCUAGGAUUCAGUCUGGUGAAGGCUAUGUACCUUGGACUCAUAUAUGCACACUCUCCGGCUAUCAUGAUCGGACCGUAUUUUCAGUUCAUUGGUCAAGGGAUGAUAUUAUUGCGAGUGGAGCUGGUGAUGACGCUAUACGGUUGUUUGCGGACAGUAAAGAUGACUCUGUUGAUGGACCUUCUUACAAUCUUUUGUUGAAAAAGGAGAAAGCACACAAAAUGGAUGUGAACUCGGUCCGUUGGGCUCCUGGGCAGGAAAAUCGGCUGCUUGCUUCUGCCAGCGACGACGGGACUGUGAAGAUUUGGCAGCUCACAUCAAAACAUUGAAUGGCUCAGCGGAAGAUUGCCCGACAUGAUCUUGUGAUUUGCCAUUUUGGGGUUUCUUCUUUCUUCUUGUCUCUUUGGUGUCUGCAUAAUGUUGUUGAUGGAUAAUGUUAAAGACAGAAACAGAGUUAGAAUAGUUUCUUGUUCAUACAGUUUCAUUUCGUUUUUGUUUUUUUUUUUUUAAUAUAAGGAGUGAAAAAACUGAAUACAAUGUAUCAUAUACUAAAAGCUUAUCAUGGUUUAUAUCAUGCUCCUUUGUGCUUUUA
This is a messenger RNA of Tarenaya hassleriana, 1411 nucleotides long. Its product is annotated as protein CIA1. Gene Ontology annotation, cellular component: cytosolic [4Fe-4S] assembly targeting complex. The transcript has 10 exons. The record is from RefSeq and is a predicted model, not a curated record. NCBI's taxonomy places the organism in Eukaryota, Viridiplantae, Streptophyta, Magnoliopsida, Brassicales, Cleomaceae. Gene Ontology annotation, biological process: iron-sulfur cluster assembly. Gene Ontology annotation, molecular function: protein binding. The coding region runs from base 90 to 1148 and encodes 352 amino acids.